Messenger RNA from Kwoniella mangroviensis CBS 8507, 2076 nucleotides. RefSeq lists its product as uncharacterized. The transcript has 2 exons. Bases 1 to 2076 code for a protein of 691 amino acids. NCBI's taxonomy places the organism in Eukaryota, Fungi, Basidiomycota, Tremellomycetes, Tremellales, Cryptococcaceae. The record is from RefSeq and is a predicted model, not a curated record.
AUGCCAUCCUCUUUCAAAACUUCAGUACCUGUCUUUCACCCGGAUCAUCCACACAAUCGGAAUCCUUACCCCUUGUACGAAUCUCAAACGAAUAUCCCUACCGUCGGCAGCAGCAGCAGUAGUAGUAAGAUAGGGAGGAUGUUCACGAAGCAGGCUCAGCACGGAGAAGAAGGAAUGAGCGAUUCGGAAAGUAGUUUGUCACCUAGUCCAAGCUCAAGGAGUCGAUGUUUCUGUGGAAACCCUACGCAGGACGGCGGGAUCUACUGUAGUGUCUCCUGUGCUCGAUCCGAUGCUUUCUCUUCGUUAUGCUAUAAACCCACUUCCCAAUAUUCAGAAUCAAUCAUAUCUCAACAUGGACAACACCCAUCCAUCGCAUCGGCAAUCUCAUCAUCCCUUUCGCGUAAUCCCUCUUCUGCAUCUUCGACCUCCAUCGCCUCAUCCUCGUCAAAUCAAGAUGUCGGAGAAUGGACUGCCUCGCAUUAUCGACGACUUGCUCGAGCGGAUAUACGUCGUGAGGAACGUAAAGAGGAAAGAAGGAAAAGGAGAGCAGAAGGUAGUUUGGCCAGUUCGAUUAGUACAAGUCGAAGUACGAUGAUGUCCGUCUCCUCAUCCGCUUCGAGAGCUGUACCGGAUCUGGUCGGUGGUCAUUCUCAUUCUAGGAAUCCCUCUAUAGCAAGUUCGAUCACUUCCAUGUCGUCUUCCACUUGGGGACUGGGAGGUAGUCUAUCACGAAACCCUUCUUCGGCCAGUACGUCCUCGAGAAAGGGAGGUAAUGGAUACGGUGGGAAUGUUAAUAUCGGCGCGGCCAUCAUGGAAGAUGAGGAUGAGGAAGAAUGGCUGCAAUCUGAAUUUUCACAACCUCCCAUCCCAGCUUUACCAAUUUCUUCGGCACCAACAUCGUCAUCGAAGAGAAGACCAUCGCACUCGCGUACAGGUAGUAAAUCAACUUCUUCAAGUAGGAAAGGAAGGAAACAUACUCCCGAUCCAUUACCUUUUGGGAUGGGCAAAGAUAUGCGAGACGUUCUAGAAGAGAUAAUACAAAUGGAGAAGAGCUUCUUAGUGUCAGAUAAUGAGAAUGACGACGAUGAUCAUAUGUCUCAAAGUGGAAAUCAGAUACCUCCAUCAACGGGGUUAUUCACCAGUCAAUUUGAUCGACCACCUCGAACACCUAGUCCAGUAUCUAAUUCGAAGAGGAGAGGAUCCAUAGCGCCUGGCGCGCCAAUACGAGGUCAUAGAUCUGCACUAUCCCAUUCUGCCUUACCACCACCUUCACCACCUCGCAAUAUCCGAGAUCCCCAGCCCCAAAGACCCCCUUCUCUCAUGGGUUUACAUCAAUCCUCCUUAUCUGAAUCACACACUGCGCUGUACCUGGCAACCGCAUCUCCCGUAGCUCCUGGUCCUACUGGACGAAGAUCGGCCAGUCCAAAAUUGGAAUAUAGAAAAUCAAUCACGUUCACACCUGACGCUGCUGGACCGUCGAUCUCCUUCGAUGGUCUACCUGCACCAAGAAGGAUAUUUGAUUCUCCUGCUGGGAAUGGCACCAUCACCCCGAUGGGAGGUAGAAGGAGGUUGAACUUGACUCCUCAGGCUGUACAUCCCUCUAUGGAUCAUUGGAGAUUCCCCUUCGGUUCUGGAUCUGGGUCCACGAUGGCCACUCCAACCAGACCUUCACAAAGUCAGGUACCUACACCGGACGAAAUGCGCAUGUCGAUGGGUAUGUCAAUUGAACCGACACUUCUAUGGCCAACUCAACCACCUAAUCUCCAACCUGCUUUGUUCCCUUGUUCACCUGCGGUGGACACUCCCGAAUUUCACUCGACCGCUGUUCUACCUACUGUUGAUGAAAUGGGAAGGAGAGAUAGUCAGUUGUCUGCUCCGGGCAGUGGAAUGAGAUUAGGUGAAUUGUUAGGUAGUGGACAUGGAGAUGGAGAUGUCGAUAUGGAUAUGGAGAUUGAAGAAGAUGGAGAUGGGUCUACUGAACAUGGACAUGGACAAGAACAGGGUAGAACAGGUUAUUUACCUGUUUUCUUAGAAGCUGAAGGUUUUAGAGCUGGUGAUGGGAACAGACGAUGGUAA